Nerophis lumbriciformis (worm pipefish) is the source of this 660-nucleotide messenger RNA. Lineage: Eukaryota; Metazoa; Chordata; Actinopteri; Syngnathiformes; Syngnathidae. The record is from RefSeq and is a predicted model, not a curated record.
AUGCCGAAGAAGUUCCAGGGCGAGAACUCCAAGGCGGCCACAGCCAGAGCCCGCAAGGCUGAGGCCAAGGCAGUGGCAGAUGCUCGCAAGAAGCAGGAAGAGGAUGAUGCGUUGUGGCAGGAAACAGACAAACAUGUACUCAAAAAAGAACAGCGGAAGGACGACAAGGAGAAAAAGAGGUUGGAGGUCUUGGAGAGGAAAAAGGAAUCCCAGCGACUAUUGGAUGAGGAGAAUGCCAGGAUAAAAGGCAAAGCUCAGAAGGAGGGAGGAAGUGGUGGAAAGGUGACCCGGGCCCAGAUAGAGGAGGCUAUUCACAGUGUCCCACCGCCUCAGCAGCUCAAGCCAAAAGACAAGAGUCAUCUGGAGAUUCCACUUGUGGAAAACGUAAAUAGAAUUAUUCUGGAGGAAGGAACGGUGGAAGCUAGAACAGUAGAAGAUGCCAUUGCUGUGCUAAGCAUUGCUCCUGAAGACCUAGAUCGCCACCCGGAACGCCGGAUGAAAGCGGCUUUCACGGCGUACGAGGAGGCCAACAUGCCUCGUUUGAAGAUGGAAAACCCCAACAUGCGAUUGUCUCAGUUAAAGCAGCUGCUGAAAAAGGAGUGGAUGAAAUCUCCAGAGAAUCCCCUGAAUCAAAAGUUUGCUGCUUACAACUCAAAGUGA